This is a messenger RNA of Sinocyclocheilus anshuiensis, 261 nucleotides long. Its product is annotated as CD276 antigen homolog. Gene Ontology annotation, cellular component: external side of plasma membrane. Gene Ontology annotation, molecular function: signaling receptor binding. The record is from RefSeq and is a predicted model, not a curated record. Gene Ontology annotation, biological process: T cell receptor signaling pathway; regulation of cytokine production. The transcript has a single exon. The annotation marks the transcript as partial. NCBI's taxonomy places the organism in Eukaryota, Metazoa, Chordata, Actinopteri, Cypriniformes, Cyprinidae.
UCGGCCCUGAAGCCCGGCGAUGCGGUGGCCCUCAGCUGCGUGGCGUACGGAGGUUAUCCUGAGGCAGAGGUGGUCUGGCAGGAUGGAGCCGGACACAAUCUGACUGACAACGUCACCGUCUCACAGGUGGCCAACGAGGAGGGUCUGUUCAGCGUGAAGAGCGUCCUGACGGUGAUCCUGGAGCCCAGCAGCACUUACAGCUGCAGACUGAGCCAGCCGCUGCUGGGAGAAGAAGCACAGGCGUCUGUCACCAUCAGCGGU